Magallana angulata is the source of this 2611-nucleotide messenger RNA. RefSeq names its product alpha-(1,3)-fucosyltransferase 10-like. Gene Ontology annotation, molecular function: alpha-(1->3)-fucosyltransferase activity. NCBI's taxonomy places the organism in Eukaryota, Metazoa, Mollusca, Bivalvia, Ostreida, Ostreidae. Bases 85 to 1503 code for a protein of 472 amino acids. The record is from RefSeq and is a predicted model, not a curated record. Gene Ontology annotation, cellular component: membrane. The transcript is spliced from 6 exons.
GCCGAAGUCGAGGUGAACCAGUCGCACAGCUGACGAAUUUUGCACAUCUUGUCAAGUUGGUUUUUUAUGUGAUACCCGUCAAACAUGCUUAUUAAGACGAAAUUCAAACUUUUCAUGUUGUUUACUGCAUUUAUGUUUAUUGUUCUCUUCAUUGCAAUGAUGCUUUUCGCUGGAGAGGACAUCUACAUUGACGACACCUACAAUUACCAGUCACAUCACGAAGAUCCAGAUGCAAUAAAUCCAGAUGAGGAAAAGAAAAAGUCAGGGGAAAAAAUAACAGAACCGUUAAUACUGUGGUGGACACCAUUUACAGGAGAACGUGGGAGAUACAAAAAAUGUGGAAAUGUCAAGUGUUUCUUCACUGUUAACAGGCAUUAUAUGAAUAAUCCACAAACUAAGGUGUUCAUGUUUUAUGGGACCGACUUCAAGUACUUUGAUCUACCACUACCACGAAAACCUCAUCAUGAGUGGGCAUUACUUCAUGAAGAGUCUCCGAAAAACAAUUAUCUAUUCUCCUUUGAAGAAGUUAUGACAUUAUUUAAUCACACUAGUACAUUCAGGAGAGAAUCGGACUACCCUAUCACCACUCAGUAUGUAGACAGUGCUGCCUGGCUAUUCAGUUCCCACUAUCUACUAUCUGCCAAAGAGAAGACAAUACAAUCCAAAGCCGAGGGCCUGGCCCCAAUGAUCUACGCACACAGUGACUGUGGCACACCCUCUGACAGGGACGGUUAUAUUCAUAAAUUGAUGAAGUACAUUAACAUAGACUCCUAUGGAUCAUGUGAACAUAAUAAGAAUUUGCCAGAUCAUCUCAGAGAUCCCUUGAAAGGCAUGUUUCAUGAGGAUUUUUUCAAACUCAUUGCGAAAUAUAAGUUUGCUGCUGCGAUGGAGAAUGGUAUCUGUAAUGACUAUGUAACUGAAAAACUUUGGAGGCCACUGUUUGUUGGAACAAUUCCCAUUGUUAUUGGAUCACCUAGAAUCAAGGAUCUCCUCCCCUCCAAUAAAUCAGCUAUCAUUGUGGAUGACUUUGAUUCUAUAGAAGAAUUGGCCAACUAUCUUAAAUUUCUUGAUGAAAAUGACGAAGAAUAUGACAAAUACUUUGAAUGGAAGAGAAGUGGAAUAACAAAUAAGUUGUUAUUAAGUCUUUUGAAAGACAGAGAGUGGUCCAUCAAUGACUAUGUUUCCAAUAAUGCUAUUAAUUUUAUCGAUGGUUUUGAGUGUUUUGUUUGUAAAAGGAUACAUGAAAAUAUACAAAGGGAGAAAGAGGGGAAAAAAAAGUUAAAAUUUCAGGCAACUAUAGAUCAUUAUGGUUGCCCAGCUCCUGCAAAGUUUGAUGAUAAAGGAAAGAGAACUUUAUAUAAUGAUGACUGGGAUUAUGAGUACAAUCACAGUAAAUAUUAUGCCAAAGCUCUUAGACAUCACUUAGAUUCUAAUAAAACAGUAGAUCGUGGUAGUGUAGCAUCAACUGCAAACCGAUUCCGAGCAGCGGGAGAUCUAAGAUGACAAUUAAAGUAAUGUAGGCGAUUAAAUUUUUUUUUUGCAUUUAUAGUUUGAAAUUUUUGAACCUCGAUUUACUGACUAGGUUUUUUUAUACAUAUAUUUUCUCACUUAUUAGAAAACUUUAACAUACAUCUACAUUUAUAUCAAUCCAUAUCUACAUUGUUAGCAUAUAUAUACAUGUAUAUAGAUGUAUAUGUGGGAUAUAAAAUGGGUGUUGGAAAAGAGUGUCAUAUGCAAUUGGUCUGAAGAGGAGUAACUGUGCAAUAUUAUUUUUUUUUAUUUGUAAACACUGAAAAUGACGUUGGAUUGCAAUAUUUGGGGUCUAUUUUCUAUCGAUGGAUUAAAUAAGUUUUUUUUUUCAAAGGGUUGGGGGUUGUAAAUAUAAAUAUUUUGGGUGCUAACAUCUAUAUUUAGAAGGGUGCCCUUUCAUAACUUUAGUCAAUUUUGCUUACCUUUAUGUAGAGAUAUAAUUAUCUUUUGUUCUGACAAUGGUAAACAGUCACUUGUCAGAAAACUUAGAAGACUCUUUCAGAGGGCUUUAUCACUUAAUGUUGUUUCAAUAUAAAAUCACCCUUCGUAUCUAUGAUUUUUUUUGGCUUGUAUUAUUUUAGAUUUAAUGUUUCAUCUUUUACUGUUUUAUGUAUAAUUAUCAUACAAAUUCAAAUGUUGAUUUUAUGAGAAUCGCAUUGUUUUAGCCAUUAUAAAUGGAUUUUUUUUAGGUUAUUUAUCCGUUAUCAUAAUUUUUCUAAAUCAUUACUAUCCACUUAUAUUUUUUUUAUGUCUAAAGUUGGUAUAUCCAUUUCUUGAUAUAAAAAAGGAGUUGACCAAUAAAUGAUUUUUACAAUUUUUAAUCUGAUUUUUAUGAUCUCGACUUGUGUAAUCUGAUUUUGUUUAAGAUAUUUACACGUAUGGUGUAUUAAUGGGCAUAUUCAUGUCAGAGGUUUCAAAUUACGUGUAGAAUCAAUGCUGUAGUAUUUGCGUAUUUUACAAAUAUUGAUGCUGUCGUUCAACUGUCUUCCUAAUUUUUAUUACUAUUGAUUAUGGUUAUUUUUAAAAUGUUAAUCAUAUUGUUGCCCAUUUAUAAUGAUUAUGAAAAUAAAUGUGUUAAUAA